This is a messenger RNA of Rotaria sp. Silwood1, 795 nucleotides long. The record is from the annotation of a GenBank genome assembly. NCBI's taxonomy places the organism in Eukaryota, Metazoa, Rotifera, Eurotatoria, Philodinida, Philodinidae.
AUGACUGAUCAAUCUUCAUUAUCGACUAAUUUAAAACAAUUUUUAACUGAAGAACAAAUUGAAAUUGAACGACAACGACGACAAGCUGAUUGGGAACGUGUACGAUCAGCAACUGAUCCGAUUGAAGCACCAGCUGAAGUAUUUGACACAAGAUCUCUCUAUGAAAAGCUAAAAGCACAACAUGAUGCUAAAAAACAGGAAUUUGAGGAUACGUGGGCAGCAAAAAAUUCAAUUCGUGGUCUCGAUGAAGAUGAAACAGAGUUUUUAACUCGUUUAGAUCGAGCUAAAAUUGAAAAACAACGUGAAUUAAAACGAAUGGAACAAGAAGAAAUUGAAGAAUUAAAAAUAUCCUUUUUUUUCAUUUCAUUUAUAGCUCAAAAAGAAUUAGAAACUGCUUCAGCAAAUACUCGUCCAACAUCAAUUAAACAACAUAUUAUACCACCCGUAGUUAAUAAACAAAAACAAUUACUUAGUGGCAUUGUUAAACGAAAAAGUUCAACAAAUGAAUCAUUAAAACGUCCAUUAGAAGAUGAUAAUGAAGAAAAUGAUCAACAACAAACAAAAUUAGAACCACCAGCACGUUUACCACGUUUACUUGUACCUGGUGGUCGUUUACCUGGAAUAGGUCCAGCUGAAGGCUUUACAGAUUCAUCUGAUUCAAGUGAAAGUAGUGAUGAAGAUGGUCUUUCUCGAUAUUCAAAUAAUGCUGGUAUUCAAUCAUCAUUAGCACAACGAAAAAGAUUAGCUAAACAAUUACAAGAUAUUGCUGCUGCCUCAACUGGGGGUGGUGAAUGA